GCAGCGGGCUGCCAUUAUCCAGCGUGCGGCGGACGCGGGAGGUUGUUAGGGGGAAGGAUUAAAGAGAGACACGGCUGCAGCGGCAACCCGAAGUCUCGCUUUCACGGCAGAAAGGAAGGAGAAAAAAAAAACCCCCACACACACAUACAACCGACGCGCGACAUGAACGGUCAGAUCAACGGCCUGAACUGCUCCUCGCUGGACGAGAAGGCAUUCCUGUUCACCUCCGAGUCGGUGGGCGAAGGGCACCCAGAUAAAAUCUGCGAUCAAAUUAGUGAUGCCGUUUUGGAUGCCCAUCUCAAACAAGAUCCUGAUGCCAAAGUUGCUUGUGAAACUGUUGCAAAGACUGGUAUGAUUCUCCUGUGUGGUGAAAUUACUUCCCGGGCAUCUGUAGAUUAUCAGAAGGUCGUGAGAGAUACCAUCAAACAUAUUGGAUACGAUGAUUCUUCAAAAGGCUUUGACUAUAAGACCUGCAACGUUCUAGUCGCUCUGGAGCAACAGUCCCCAGAUAUUGCACAGGGUGUUCACUUGGAUAGGAAUGAGGAGGAUAUUGGUGCUGGUGAUCAAGGUCUUAUGUUUGGUUAUGCUACCGAUGAAACUGAAGAGUGCAUGCCCUUGACUAUUGUUCUUGCUCACAAACUGAACGCUAAGAUGGCAGAGUUGCGACGCAAUGGCACUCUGCCCUGGCUCCGGCCGGAUUGCAAAACUCAGGUGACAGUGCAGUACCUGCAGGAUCAUGGUGCUGUUAUUCCUAUCCGUGUGCACACCAUCGUGAUCUCUGUACAGCACGAUGAAGAGGUUCCCCUGGAUGAGAUGAGGGAUGCUCUGAAGGACAAGGUUGUCAAAGCUGUUGUGCCCUCCAAGUACCUGGACGAUGAGACCAUCUACCACUUGCAGCCCAGUGGACGUUUUGUUAUUGGUGGACCACAGGGAGAUGCGGGCCUCACUGGGCGAAAGAUCAUUGUUGAUACCUAUGGUGGAUGGGGUGCACACGGGGGUGGUGCUUUCUCUGGCAAGGACUACACCAAAGUGGAUCGCUCUGCUGCCUAUGCUGCUCGAUGGGUUGCCAAGUCUCUGGUAAAGGCUGGCCUGUGCCGACGUGUCCUUGUGCAGGUAUCCUAUGCCAUUGGAGUGGCACACCCUCUCUCCGUUUCCAUCUUUUCCUAUGGGACAUCAGAAAUGAGUGAGAAGGAACUGUUGGAGGUGGUGAAGAAGAAUUUUGACCUUCGUCCUGGUGUUAUCGUCAGGGACCUGAAUAUGAAGAAACCAAUUUACCAGAAGACUGCAGCCUAUGGCCACUUCGGUAGGGAUAGCUUCCCCUGGGAAGUGCCUAAAAAACUUAAGUACUGAGUGUAAAGUCUUUCUCCCCAGAUCUGUUGGUGUAUAAUACAGAGAAGCUGCAGGCUCUCGGGGAGAAAGACCCCUUUCCAUAUAUCCUGUCCUCCCAUAAAUCCAUACACUGCUAGUCACAGGAUCUUCUUCCUCUCCUGCCCUUCUGUUACAGAGCUUUGUCCGUAAACCCCACCCCACCAUCCCUGUGCUAGCCACUGCAUCGCUAAUGUGUAGUUUUGUUUAGCCGGGCAAGGGUUGAAAGAGGGACCAUGAACUUGGGGGAUCAAAAUUUGAAUUUCCAUGUUCUAGUUGGGGGUUUGGAUGACCAGACACUACAGUGUCCCAGUUACAGCUUGUAACCCUAGUCUGCAAGACUGCUUUUCUGCAUACCAUUUCCCGAAUGAAACCUGUAUGUAGUAUUGCUUAUACAUGGAAGUGAUAACCUAUUGUCAGUGCUGUACCCAAAUUUUGGGGCGCAUCUAGUAAUGGUGCUUAUUGUGUGGUUCCAACCCUUUAAUGUAACUUGAUGUCCUGGACACUUAAACGUGCAGUCCUGUUUUUGGAUUAGUGAACAGUUUUA
Molecule: messenger RNA, 1912 nt
Organism: Rhincodon typus (whale shark)
Lineage: Eukaryota; Metazoa; Chordata; Chondrichthyes; Orectolobiformes; Rhincodontidae
Product: S-adenosylmethionine synthase
Exons: 9
Coding region: 163-1350 (395 amino acids)
Biological process (GO): S-adenosylmethionine biosynthetic process
Cellular component (GO): methionine adenosyltransferase complex; cytosol
Molecular function (GO): ATP binding; methionine adenosyltransferase activity
Source: RefSeq, a predicted model, not a curated record